Messenger RNA from Meriones unguiculatus (Mongolian gerbil), 843 nucleotides. Its product is annotated as CKLF-like MARVEL transmembrane domain-containing protein 2B. The transcript has 6 exons. The coding region runs from base 1 to 843 and encodes 280 amino acids. The record is from RefSeq and is a predicted model, not a curated record. Lineage: Eukaryota; Metazoa; Chordata; Mammalia; Rodentia; Muridae. Gene Ontology annotation, cellular component: membrane.
AUGGCAGCACCACCGCCCAAGCCUGGCCAGCCUGGCCAACCUGGCCAGCCCAAGGAAGAAGUGGGCACAGGGUUUAAACGCUACAAGUGGGAAUUCAAGGACAGCAAUAAAGAGUUCUGGGUGAUGGGACAUGCCGAGGUCAAGAUCAUAUCUUUGGUCUGCAUAAUCGUUGGACUGCACAUGUUCGAAUCAGUGGCCACGCACCCACUCCUGAUCCUGCUUCUUACUAUGGAGUUGUCCCUCAUCGCUUUCUACAUGUUCCUUUACAGCUUUGCCAUCAACAGAUACCUCCCCUUCAUCUUCUGGCCUGUUACUGACCUCAUCAAUGACCUGGUCUGCUGUGCCUUCCUCAUCGGUGGCAUAGUCUUUGCUUUGCAUGCUAGAAACACAUUGCCAAUGGCCUACCUAACUGCUAUGAUACUUAUGGGAGUUGCUGCAUUUUUUGCUAUCGUUGACCUGUGUCUUCAAAGAAAACACCUUAAAGCCAAGAAGCUUCGAAAGCUUGCUCUGCUUGCCCCAGACAAGGAUGGUCAUAUGCCAGACCCAGCCCUGCAUGCAAUGCUCGAAGCUCAGAGAGAAGAGGAGGAGGCAAGGCAAAAGGAACAGGAGGAGAGAGAGAGGAAACAAAAGGAGGAAGAACUGAAGAAAAAGAAGGCAAUGGAGAAGAAGAAGGCAAAGAAGGAGAGGAAGAAGAAGAAGAAGGAAGCCAACCCUUCAUCUCACAGCCUCCGCAGGUCCUGUGUCUUCGAUGCGUUGAUGGUUGUCAAGACGAUGAGUAGUAACAGGAAAAAGGCUCCAAGAAUAGUUCCCGCCACCGCCCCAUCGAGGCUCAAUCUACGCUGA